AUGCCUCGCGACACCUCCGCGGCAUCGCCAGUCUCCUCCGGUCUUGCCACAGCAUCGCCGCAGAGAUUACCAUCACCAUCUCGAGACCCAGCGCCGCAUAGCUCACCCAUCAUGGACGCUAUAUCGAUCGAGGAGGCCAACAAGAUCCGGGUGGCCAUGGGCAUGAAGCCCCUUCCGGUCCCCGGCAAGGAAGACACCUCUGGCCCCGUCUUCAAGGAACCCAGUGCCGACUCCGACGAUGAUGAUCCCGCAAGCACGCUCGAGACUCGGUCCGCCGCCGCCUACGACAACUGGAAGCAGAUCGAAGAGGAGAAGGCGGCCAAGGCGAAGCUGCAGGCCAAGAAGGAUGCGAUCAAGAAAGCUCGUGACCAGGCGCAGCGGUUCGCCAAGCUCGAGGGUCAGGGCCUGGGCGAGGGCGAUGAUGUGGACGCAAAGACGUGGCUGGCGGGACAGAAGAAGAGGCAGAAGAAGAUUGACAAGGCCCGGAAGCUCGAGCAGGAACUUGCUGAACAGGAGGCUGCGCUGCAGGCUGAGUACACCGCGAAAGACUUGGCCGGUGUCAAGGUGGCGCACGAGUUUGAUCAGCUCGGCGAGGGCGAGGAGCACAUUUUGACGCUCAAGGAUACCGCUGUCGACGACGAUGAAGCCGGAGAUGAGUUGGAAAAUCUUGGUCUUGCCGAAUCUGAGCGGGUGAAGGAGCGCCUCGACUCGAAGAAGAGGAAGCGCGCGUACGACCCGAACGAUAUCGACGAAUCCGGCCAGCCAUCUAUCCUCGCUCAGUAUGACGAGGAGAUUGACGGCAAGAAGCGAAAGGUCUUCACUCUUGACGGCCAGGGCAGAACUGUGGAAGAAACUCAGAAGAUCAAGAAUGAUGGAACCCUUGGCCAGUCAAAGAUCAAGAUCAACCUGGACCUCUUGCAGGACGAUACUCCCAUCUCGGACUACGUUGAUCCUUCUGAGGUCAAGAUCAAGAAGCCCAAGAAGAAGAAGGAAAAGAAGUCCAGAAAGAAGGCCGUUGACGAUGACGACAUCUUCCCGAUGCCGGCGCCCGCUGCACCCAAGGAAACCGGCGGAAUGGAGGUCGAUCCUGCGGGGCCGGCGCCAAGGAAGAAAAUUGUAGAGGAUUUCAUUGACGACGAGGACCUACAAGCAAACCUUGCCAUGCAGAGGCGAGCUGCUUUGAAGAAGAGAAAGAAGAUGAGGCCCGAGGACCUUGCCCGGCAAUUCCGUGAGGAGGCCUCGGCAACCCCGGAUGUCAUGGACACUGUCGAAGCCCCGGAAGAUGAACCCGGUCUUGUCAUUGAUGAAACUUCGGAGUUCGUUGCCAAUCUUCAAGGACCAACAGAGCGACCGGAACGCCAACGUAACAAGUCCUCUCAGCCCCGGAGCCGCGCGGUCUCCGAAGCCGCCAAUGGUGUCGAUGAGGAGGGCGAUGUCAACAUGGAUCAGUCAUACGCCGAGGUUGAGGAGGCACAAGAACGUGCAGCCCGCAAGGCAAGGAGCGAGUCGGUGCCGGAGCUUACCACCACUGGCCUUGAAGAAGAGGAGACGGUUGAUCGCGGUAUUGCCGCAACCCUCAACCUCCUCAAGCAACGUGGCCAAAUCGCCGAGAUGAACGGUGGCGAGCUCAACCACAGGCAUAUCGAGCACCAGCGCUUCCUGGCUGAGAAGUCGAAGAUGGAAUUGGACGCCGAGGUGCGCGCCAAGUUGCAACGUGAGCGCGAUCGCCGCUCGGGCCGCCUCGAACACAUGUCGGCGCGCGAGCGUGAAGCCAUGGCUCAGAAGGCAAACCAGGAUCGUGACCGCCUCGAGUCGCGUAAGAUGGCCGAUAUUUUCAACAAGGAGUACAAGCCAAAUGUCGAGCUCAAGUACAUUGACGAGUUUGGCCGUCGCAUGAACCAGAAGGAAGCCUUCAAGCACCUCAGUCACCAGUUCCACGGAAAGGGCUCUGGCAAGCAGAAGACGGAGAAGCGCCUCAAGAAGAUUGAAGAAGAGAAGCAACGGGAGUCGAUGAGCAGUAUCGACUCUAGCCAACACACAGCCAUGAACACGGCGAUGGAUUCUACAGCAAAGAAGAACAGGCAGGCUGGUGUGCGCUUGCAGUAG
Diplodia corticola is the source of this 2106-nucleotide messenger RNA. RefSeq names its product dna binding protein sart. The record is from RefSeq and is a predicted model, not a curated record. NCBI's taxonomy places the organism in Eukaryota, Fungi, Ascomycota, Dothideomycetes, Botryosphaeriales, Botryosphaeriaceae. The coding region runs from base 1 to 2106 and encodes 701 amino acids. The transcript has a single exon. Gene Ontology annotation, biological process: maturation of 5S rRNA; mRNA cis splicing, via spliceosome. Gene Ontology annotation, cellular component: U4/U6 x U5 tri-snRNP complex.